AUGAGCAACCCAAACGCCAGUCUCCGCCAGCUAGGUCACCGCCUGCUGGCCGCUCCACUGCCGUCCGCUACCAUGUUGACCUCCCCUGAUCCUGACGACGACCCCUUUGAGGAGCUGUCCCCUAUCAACCUGCGCAUCUCGACGAGAGUCAACGUCUCGCGAGAUAACAACCUCGUCGCGCUGCCGAGCACCCCCAGUGAUCAGGCUUCCCUUGUCGCAGAGGCCAUCGUCCGCGCCUUCAAGAGCAGCACCGUCAUGGAGGGCGGCAUUCCGAUGAUCGACCAGGACGGCCGCCCUCGACCUGUCAAGAUUGAAGUCGAUGCCGGCAUGACGGUCGAGGGCUCUCACAAUAUUGUCGGCACAGAGUCUAUUAUUGCAGACGUUCUCAGAAACCGCCAUGCAACCUACCUCAAGCAGCGCACUGGUAGCGUCAGCUCGACAGCCACAGCCGUAGACAGGUCGACGGGCUCAGGCGGUUGCUCGGAAGACUCUAGCAGGAGUGCAACGCCCUCGCGACGUCGAAGCGCGUCUGAGAUGGAUUGCGAGCCUCAGCUGCCUGCAUCGAAGAGGGCACGUGGCCAGGGUCAGUCGGCGCUGUGA
Verticillium alfalfae VaMs.102 is the source of this 600-nucleotide messenger RNA. RefSeq lists its product as hypothetical. The record is from RefSeq and is a predicted model, not a curated record. The transcript has a single exon. NCBI's taxonomy places the organism in Eukaryota, Fungi, Ascomycota, Sordariomycetes, Glomerellales, Plectosphaerellaceae. Bases 1 to 600 code for a protein of 199 amino acids.